AUGGUCGCGGUGGCCAGAGCACCACCAGCACUGGUGCUAGGGUCCAUGCGGACUGGCGAUGCCUUCGCCCUGGGCCAACAGCAACAGGCGCUGCGUGUCUGUGUGUUUUUCCUUCAUGGGUCCCCACCCAUGAGCGCAGGUGCUGGACACGGGAGAUCUGAGGAGCCUUCCCACGCAUUCACGCCGCACAUCACAGCCAGCAUGUGCCAGCGGGCACACGGGUCCCACACCUGCUUUGCCAUCUAUAAAGAAAAUGCAGAACUGUUCAGAGCAGACACGACCAGCCAGCCCUGGAAGGAUUACGUCAACUACAUUGACGGCAUGGUCUUAGAUGAGUUUGACCACUUCAUCCGCAAAUCUCUAAAUUACUUAAUGGACAACAUGACUAUGGACGAGAGCAUCGCGCCCCUGUUUGAGAUCCGCAUGGAGCUGGACGAGGAAGGGCUGACUUAUAACCCGUCUCUGGAGAUGGGCGAGGAGGAUGGCUUCCUGGCGCUGAUCGAGGGCCUGAUCAACGACCUCUACAACGUGGCCAGGCUCAUCCCUCGCCUGGCCAAGGGCAGAAUUAACUACAAGACAGACCUGGAGGACAUCACGGACCUCAUAGAGAUGCGGGAGGAAGUGUCCAGCCUGGUCAUCGGGGCCAUGAAGGUGGCCGAGGAGUACCAGGACUCCUUCGAGAGAUACUCCUACCUCUGGGUGGAUGACCUUCAAGAGUUCAUGAAGAACUUCCUCAUCUUUGGGCACGCACCCACCCCCGAGGAGCUGGACACCCGGAUAGACGACACCAUCCCCAAGACGCCACCCAGCCUGGCUCAGUUUCAGCUGCAGAUCGACUCCUACGAGAAACUGUACGAGGAGGUGUCCAGGUGUGAGAACACCAAGGUUUUCCACGGCUGGCUGCAGUGUGACUGCCGCCCCUUCAAGCAGGCCUUGCUCAACACCAUCAAGCGCUGGAGCUUAUUGUUCAAGCGGUACCUGAGCACCCACGUCACCAACAGCCUGGCUGACCUGGAAAGCUUCAUGACCGUCACCCGAUCGGGCCUCAAGAAGCCACUCAAGGAGGGGGACUACGACGGCUUGGUAGAGGUGAUGGGGCACUUGAUGAAGGUCAAGGAGAGGCAGGUGGCCACGGACGGCAUGUUUGAGCCCCUGAAGCAGACCAUCGAGCUGCUCAAGACCUACGGGGAGGAGAUGCCGGAGGAGACACACCUGAAGCUACAGGAGCUGCCGGAGCACUGGACCAACACCAAGAAGCUGGCCAUUCAGGUGAAGCAGAACGUGGCGCCCCUCCAGGCCAACGAGGUCAACAUCCUGCGGCGCAAGUGCCAGCAGUUUGAGAUCAAGCAGCACGAAUUCAGGGAAAGGUUCAGGCGCGACGCCCCCUUCUCCUUCAGCGACCCCGACCCCUACAAAUCCCUGAAUAAGCAACAAAAAAGCAUCUCGGCCAUGGAGAGCGUCAUGGACGCAUUGUGCAAGUCGGCCAGCCUGUUCGAGGUCACGGUGCCGGACUACAAGCAGCUGAAGGCCUGUCACAGGGAGGUCCGCCUGCUGAAGGAGCUCUGGGACAUGAUUGUCAUGGUCAACACCAGCAUCGACGACUGGAAGACCACCAAGUGGAAGGACAUCAACGUGGAGCAGAUGGACAUCGACUGCAAGAAGUUCGCCAAGGACGUGAGGUCUUUGGACAAGGAGAUGAAGACGUGGGAUGCCUUCGUGGGGCUGGACAACACCGUGAAGAACAUGAUCACCUCUCUGCGCGCGGUGAGCGAGCUGCAGAAUCCCGCCAUCCGGGACCGCCACUGGCAGCAGCUCAUGCAGGCCACCCAGGUGAGGUUCGAAAUGUCCAGCGAGACCACACUGGCCGACUUGCUGCAACUGAACCUCCACAAGUAUGAGGAUGAGGUCCGCAACAUUGUGGACAAGGCCGUAAAGGAAUCAGGGAUGGAGAAGAUACUGAAGACCCUGGACAGCACCUGGACCACCAUGGAGUUUGAACACGAGCCACACCCGCGGACCGGCACCAUGAUGCUCAAGUCGGACGAGGUGCUGGUGGAGACCCUGGAGGACAACCAGGUGCAGCUGCAGAACCUGAUGAUGUCCAAGUACCUGUCCCACUUCCUGAAGGAGGUGACCAGCUGGCAGCAGAAGCUGUCCACCGCGGACUCGGUCAUCUCCAUCUGGUUUGAGGUGCAAAGGACCUGGAGCCACCUGGAGAGCAUCUUCAUCGGCUCGGAGGACAUUAGGGCCCAGCUGCCGGAAGAUUCCCAGCGCUUUGACAGCAUCGACCAGGAGUUCAAGGCCCUGAUGGCAGAUGCCGUGAAAACGCCAAACGUGGUGGAAGCCACCAACAAACCGGGUCUCUAUGACAAGCUGGAGGCACUGAAGAAAAGCUUGGCCGUGUGUGAAAAGGCGUUGGCUGAAUAUUUGGAGACAAAGAGACUGGCUUUCCCAAGGUUCUAUUUUGUCUCCUCGGCUGACCUGCUGGACAUCCUUUCCAACGGAAACGACCCUGUGGAGGUGAGCCGCCACCUGUCCAAACUCUUCGACAGUCUGUGUAAGCUGAAGUUCCGUCUGGACGCCAGCGGGAAACCACUCAAGUUUGGGCUGGGGAUGUACAGCAAGGAAGACGAGUACAUGGACUUUGACAAGGAGUGUGACCUCUCGGGCCAGGUGGAAGUGUGGCUGAACCGCGUGCUGGACCGAAUGUGCGCCACGCUGCGCCACGAGAUUCCAGAAGCCGUAGUGACGUACGAGGAGAAGCCGAGGGAGCAGUGGAUCUUCGAUUACCCAGCCCAGGUGGCACUAACGUGCACGCAGAUCUGGUGGACGACUGAGGUGGGCCUGGCGUUCGCGAGGCUGGAGGAAGGGUACGAAAACGCCAUCAAAGACUACAACAAAAAGCAGAUCAGCCAGCUGAACGCACUCAUCACCCUGCUCAUCGGAAACCUCAGCGCCGGCGACAGGAUGAAGAUCAUGACCAUCUGCACCAUUGACGUGCACGCCCGAGACGUGGUGGCCAAAAUGAUCGCUGCCAAGGUGGAGAGCUCGCAGGCCUUCACGUGGCAGUCACAGCUCCGACACCGCUGGGACGAGGAGAAGAAGCAUUGCUUCGCCAACAUCUGUGACGCCCAGAUCCAGUACUCGUACGAGUACCUGGGGAACACCCCACGGCUGGUCAUCACACCACUCACAGACAGGUGCUACAUCACACUCACGCAGUCCCUCCACCUGAUCAUGGGCGGAGCCCCUGCGGGUCCUGCUGGCACAGGCAAGACGGAGACAACCAAGGACCUGGGCAGAGCCCUGGGCACCAUGGUGUACGUCUUCAACUGCUCCGAGCAGAUGGACUACAAGUCCUGCGGAAACAUCUACAAGGGGCUAGCCCAGACCGGAGCCUGGGGCUGCUUUGACGAGUUUAACCGGAUCUCGGUGGAAGUCUUGUCUGUGAUCGCUGUACAGGUGAAGUGUGUCCAAGACGCAAUCCGGGCCAAGAAAAAGAAGUUUAACUUCCUGGGCGAGAUAAUAAGCCUCAUCCCCACCGUGGGCAUCUUCAUCACCAUGAAUCCUGGCUACGCCGGACGCACAGAGCUGCCCGAGAACCUGAAGGCCCUCUUCAGGCCCUGUGCUAUGGUGGUGCCCGACUUUGAGUUGAUCUGUGAGAUCAUGCUGGUGGCCGAGGGCUUCCUGGAAGCCCGCCUGCUGGCCCGGAAGUUCAUCACCCUCUACACCCUGUGCAAAGAGCUGCUGUCAAAGCAGGUGUGUCCUUCCAGUUCCUGGGGGAGUCCUGGCGGAGCCUCAGGGGACCCACACUCUGCCUCUGUCCUCCCUAGCUCUGAGAUCCACUCCGAGCCUGGAAGCGCCAGUUGGCCACUGUAG
Mesocricetus auratus (golden hamster) is the source of this 3879-nucleotide messenger RNA. Its product is annotated as dynein heavy chain 17, axonemal. Gene Ontology annotation, molecular function: dynein intermediate chain binding; dynein light intermediate chain binding; minus-end-directed microtubule motor activity. The record is from RefSeq and is a predicted model, not a curated record. The transcript is spliced from 24 exons. Gene Ontology annotation, biological process: microtubule-based movement. Gene Ontology annotation, cellular component: dynein complex. NCBI's taxonomy places the organism in Eukaryota, Metazoa, Chordata, Mammalia, Rodentia, Cricetidae. Bases 1 to 3879 code for a protein of 1292 amino acids.